GUGCGAAGAGAGCAGCUUGUCAUUCAGAGGAAUCCGCCACCUGAAACGCGAGGAAGUAAAGUCGGGUAUAAAACAGUCAUCUGCCUGGAGCUUUGCAAACUGAUGAAAGUUAUUCUCAUAGAAUAAUUUCACUGUAAUUCAGGUCCAUGCAAUAUCAAGUUGCUAGAAUAAUUCUUUGAAUGAUUCUUCUCAUAUCUGGGAGCUGGCUGAGUAAGUCUUGCACACCUUUUCCCUGGCCCGAGCGCGAGAUGAUCCCACCAGGAGACUGCAUGUAUGCUGGUCGGAAACGGAGGAAGCCCAUACCAAAGCACAGAAAGCCUGCACCUGCGAGCGAGAAGUCCAACCCAUCAAAACGGCACCGAGACCGGCUGAAUGCAGAGCUAGAUCGGCUGGCCAGUCUGCUACCUUUCCCACAUGAGAUCAUCUCCAAACUGGACAAGCUUUCUGUUUUGCGUCUCAGUGUCAGUUACCUUCGUAUCAAGAGCUUCUUCCAUGCCAGUCAAGAGAAGCAGAUGAUGAAGCACCUCAGCCCUCCGUCCAUUAAUGACAUCAGGGGGGAACUUGGUACCUCUGAGAGUGAGCUGCUGCUGGAGUCCCUUACAGGCUUUGCUCUUGUUGUGAGCAGUGAUGGAAUGGUCUUCUAUGCUUCCUCUACUAUAGUGGACUAUCUGGGCUUCCAUCAAACUGAUGUGAUGCACCAAAACUUCUUUGACUACAUCCACAUAGAUGAUAGGCAGGAGUUCAGGCAACAGCUCCACUGGUCCAUGAAUCCCUCAGUAACCUCUGAUCAAGAUUUAGCCACAGGAAAUGGGGAAGAUUUCGUGGUUAGCAGUUUAUUCCACUCCCAGAAGGCACCUGGUGUUCCUCCAGAGUUUUCUUCUUUCCUUAACCGGUGUUUCAUCUCGAGAGUGCGCUGUCUGCGGGACAGCACCUCAGGAUUUCUUACUAUGCAAUUCCAGGGGCAUCUAAAGUUCUUGUAUGGACAGAAGAAGAAGACGGCAUCUGGCACCUCCUUACCCCCACAGCUGGCUCUGUUCUGUGUGGCCAUGCCUCUGCUCUUGUCCUCCAUCACAGAGAUGAAGACGAAAAACACAAUAAUAAGGGGCAAGCACAAAAUCACAGGCAAUAACAUGUUCAUAGAUCAUAGUGACAGAGAAGAGCACUCAAGAAGGCACUCAGUGAUGAACGAAGGCAGAGACACACUCUCUCUGAAUUCUUCCACUCCGGUAGCCACCUUACUCCACCAUACACCCUGGGCACCAUUUUCCAAAGAAAAUGUCAAAUUCAAGAACGAGGACUACUAUAGUAAGGAAGAGCCUCUCAACGUCUGCAAGGACUCUUUAGGUGGCCAGAAAGCCCCUGACUUGGACACAACAUUGCCUCCCAGAGGCUCUUAUGGGCCCUUCUGCACUGGUCAUGGAGUCAACUUGUUGCUUGGUGGUAGAGUAAGCAAGCAUGGUCACUAUGGGAAGCCCAACAAAAUAUCCCCAGUGUAUUACAACAGCACGGCAGAGCUUUAUAUUCCAAAAAUCUAUGGGAGUCUUCCACCCCAAGAAGUGGUGGAAGGUAAUUAUGUGGACAUCAAAAAAAGUGAAAAUGCCUGUUUUGAGGGCCAAAGACAAGUCUGUGAUGCACAUCUGAUAGCUGAGUUACCAAUCAAGGUAGAGCAAGACUCUGAUGCUGAAAACGAACGUGACUUUUAUGACCAGGCUUGGACAGACCGAGAGCAUAAUCUCAGCUCUUAUGAUGGCCUACAAAUGAAAGCAGAAGAUAGUUACUAUGAACAGUAUAUGCCUUGCCAAAAAAGCACAGGGAGUAAUGGACAACAGUACAGUAGCCAGUACUUAAAUGCCUUUGGAACAACUGCACAACCUCUAAAGUGUGUCCUUGAUAAAGAUCCAGAAUAUCUCCGUCACCAGAGGCUGGGACACGUACACCCACUCUGCAGUAGCCAAAGUGCUAACUGUAUGGACAGCUACAAUGCUGGGACUAUGGAGCACAAGGGCUUCAUACAUCAGGAUUACAAACUUGGCUAUCAGUUCAAAGGACAAGGACUGCUUCAUUCCAUCAAGCGUGAGCCUAUGGAUUCUCCACCCUGGCAUGAAAAUGAAUAUGAACAGAUAGGUGGGCAAUGGAAUAUGAUGCCAAAUUGUAUAAUGAAUCUAGGGCAGCCCAAAGCUAAUCCAUAUAUCUUUAUGCAAUAAUGUGACAUGACAGUCUGCCAUGUGAUGGCUACCUCUGUUAUCAUUAUUGAACCAAAGAUAAAAGAUGCUUAAUGAAACUCUUAGCAAACACUUGUGGUUCAUAUAUUAAAAAAAAAAAAAAAAAGCUCAACUUCUUCAGGAUAAUUACACAAGACAUUUAUAGUUACAAGUGCUUUACAUGUCAGGAUAUGGGGCAGGAUUACAUUGUAUUAAAUAAAUGUUUGUAUUAAAUUUGCAUUUUAAUCAAGUGUUUUCGUGUUUUUUAUGCACUUUUGAUAAAAUAAUAUCCUAAUAUUUGUCUAACUCUCACAUUGUGUACAUAUUAGUAUUUGUUGAUAGUUCUGAAUCUUGAUAUUUAUCCUGCAGUAUGUGUACUGUAGUGUGGGAAGAAUGUGUUUUACACUGAUGUUACCUGUCAAGUGAAAUUUAAUUACUGUUUAUUGCAUGCACUCUUUUAAAUAUUGUAGUCAUAACAUACAUCCAAACAAAAUUUUAAAUGGUACUAAAAGCAUUUCUGCGGCAUAGCGGUGCAGCAGUUAUGGUGUGGGUUUCCUCCAUGUUCUGCGGUUUCCCCACACCUCCUAAAAACAUGCUGAUAUGUGGAUUGGCUAUGCUAAAUUUCCCCUGGGUGUGAAUGUGUGUAUGUGUGCGUGACAUCCUGCGAUAGACUGGUGCUCCACCCUGGGUGUAUCACUGCCUUGCACAGCCUUGACCAGGAAAAAGCGUUUACUGAAGAUGAAGGAAUUAAUAAAAACAUUUAGUUAUAAGCAAUUAGUUAUGUAUGUUAUUUAUUUUGGGCUUAAAUUAAAUUAUUUAAAAUGUCAAAGGUUAAAUAUUCCAAACAUAUUUCUUUGUGUUUUUAUAGAAUUACUCAUUGGUUUGGGGCCUCGCACAGAGAAUUCGGCCACAAGGCAAUAUAUUGAUAACCCCUAGACUAGUAGUACUGCUACAAAUGUGAAAUUUCAAGACCAUAACUUGAAUAAUUAUUGAAUGAUAAACUGAUUUGACUGAACUAAUUUGACUGGAAAACAAUAUUGCUCUAAGGCAGCUACCUAAUCUCAAUUUUACUCAAUUCCUCCAUUCUAUUUUUUUUUUUUUUUACAUUUCUGUACUAUUUUAUACUACACAUCCAAUUGUAUUUUAUUUUUAUUAUCACACCAGAAUUACUAAAACCCAUUAUUACAGCAAAUAUUUAAAAAAAGGCUUUACUCUUUACUAUCUUAGAAAAAAACAACAACCUCAAGAUCUAAAGUGAUCUAAUUAUUGGGAAACUCUUGCUGCAAAGUUGAGACUCUAAAACUGCUUGCUACUUUUUUUUUAUCUUGUAAUUCUCAAAUGUGACAUCAUGCAGAAACAAUUCUUGCAAAAACACGUACUAUGUCAUAUUCUACCACAGUUCUGGGCCUAAAUUACUAAAGGUUACAUUGUGAAAAAACAAAUCUAUAUUUGAUAACUACUAACAGGAUCUAUGGAGAACUGCAUCUUUUUGCAUUUUGCAUGUUUUUUUUUCCUUAAUGAAUAUGCACCUUAUGAUGCAAAACUGAAUUCUGGAAAUUGGAAUUGUGAAAAACUCCUGUUUAUUGUAUUGCAUUUCUUUGUUAGGUGUGAGGAAAAUAAUGUAUAUAUUCCCAGUGUAUGUACUAUGACCAGAGUUGCCAGAUCUGAGUGACAAAAGCCAAGUGAGGAAGCAGUAUGUAGCUUCUUUGAAUAGUUCUUACACUAAGAUCCCAAAAUGAGAUAUACAUGUAGGCUGUCUGGACCCAGUACACCACUUCUGAGCCUGUUCCCCACUACACAGGGCCACUUCCAGUUGCUCUGAAGCUUGGGUCAGCAUCACUUGUGACAUUGCAGAUUGAACAGCCAUAUCUGGUACCCUUCUGCACAUAGGCUUCCAUUGGCAUUGUCAUAAACCUGCUUUUGGCGGCUACUCACCACCUGCUGCUGCCAUGUGAGGGAGUGUACAGUCUCCAUCCCAGACUGUAAGUAACACACAUAAUCCACCAUGUCAGCUCCAGAGGGUCUGGCCAUGCAGAACACCAGGUCCGCAGAUUUUAUGGAGCCAUGACUGUAUAGAUUUUUAUUCCCCAUUGACUAGGCCAAACCUUUUACUUAUCCAAAUAGUAUGUGUUUCCUGAAAAAUUACACACUGUGCUCUUUUUUUAUAUUUGAUAUAUAAUUAUAAGUAAACAUUAAAAACAGAAUGAGACCAAAUGGAACGUUAACCUUUGUAGCCUAC
Messenger RNA from Pangasianodon hypophthalmus (striped catfish), 4440 nucleotides. RefSeq lists its product as uncharacterized. The record is from RefSeq and is a predicted model, not a curated record. The transcript has 9 exons. The coding region runs from base 180 to 2204 and encodes 674 amino acids. Gene Ontology annotation, molecular function: nuclear receptor activity; protein dimerization activity; transcription cis-regulatory region binding. Gene Ontology annotation, biological process: regulation of transcription by RNA polymerase II. Lineage: Eukaryota; Metazoa; Chordata; Actinopteri; Siluriformes; Pangasiidae. Gene Ontology annotation, cellular component: transcription regulator complex; nucleus; cytoplasm.